CCUUCCCCAACCCCCUCCGUCGCCUCCCUGUGUCCCUAGUCCCUACCUCGCCUCUGACAAGCGGGCCCCACCUGUCAUCCUCUCCCUCUCCUCUGCCUGCCGCCGCUCGCCGGACGGCAGGGCGUCGACGGCCCCGUUACCUCCUCCCGCUCCGGCAUCCGCCUCCGCGUCGUCCACCGUUGAUCCGAGCCGGCUGCUCCCGCUCCGCCUCCCCGCGCCGAUCGCCUACUCCGCCUCCGCCUCCUCCUCCUAGGGUUUCGCCCCUCUCCUCGCUCCUCGCGGCUCCAAGGAGGCGGCCCCAGAGAUCUCGAUCUCCCCGGUCUCAGGCCCUCGCUCCCGCUCCGUUGGUUGUUUCCACUCGAUUUGGCUCGAGGAAUUAGUGGCGUGUCCCGGCGCAGGAGCUAGCUCGCAGAGAGGAGGGGCCAUGGCCUCGAGCCUGCUCUCCACGGACAAGAGAUGGGCUGCUCCUACAAGGAAAUCUGGUAUGACUGUUCUAGGAAAAGUCCCAAAACCGAUUAAUUUACCAAGUCAGAGAUUGGAAAACAAUGGUCUUGAUCCCAAUCUGGAAAUUGUUCCAAAGGGCACCCUCACUUGGGGCAGCAAACCAACACCUACAACACCAAAUGCAUGGGGUUCCUCGUCAAUUCUGUCAACCAAGAAUGAUGGAAGCUCCAGUUCAUCCAGCCACUUCAAUGGUCGGCCCUCUUCUGGGGGAGGCUCAAGGCCAUCAACAGCUGGAAGUGAAUCGCUUGGUUCAACCAAUGCAUGGGGUCCGAAUUCUCGUCCAUCUUCAGCAUCAGGCACAUUUCCAUCACCUCAUUUACCAAUGGCCACAAAUCGUCCUCGAAGCGCGGAAACAAGACCAGGAAGUUCACAGCUUUCUCGUUUCGCAGAUAACGCUUUUGAGAAUGUGAAAGCAUUGAUAAGGACUAUUGACAGAUCGGGAUCUUCAUCACAUGGGCAUGGGUUCACUCUAAGUACCGUUGAUUUCCCAACACUUGGCUCUGAAGUAAACAGUCAACGAGGUCAUAGUUCGAAAGGGCGCCCAACUUCUAGUUCGGGUAAAGAGGCAUCGCAAACUGAACAAGGGAAGAGCCUAACAGCUGGAUCUGAUGAGGUAAUUUCGCCAUCCAAUAAUCAUCCUGUUGAUAUCAUGAAGACAGAGCAUCAUGCACAAACUGGAGGUGCUCCUGCCCCCGCCACAAGUCUGCCAAAUGAAGGCCUGCAACCACAGCCAUACCCUCCUAAUUUCCGUAUGCCUCCUCCACAGUUUGAUUCAUGGCAUGCACCUCCUGGUCACCCACCUGAGGGAAUGUGGCAUAGAGGAGCAGCACCAGGUGGCCCAUACAGACCUGUAGGCUCCCCUGGCAGUUUCCCUGUUGAAGCAUUUGGUUAUUAUGGUCAGUUCCCACCCAAUUCUGAAGCAGCAGCAAGGCAGGGCUCGGGGCGUGGUGGAUAUCACUCUAAAAAUGGAGACACUUAUCAUCCUAUGCCUCCUAAUUCCUAUAUUAUGAAUCAACCUGUUAUUCCAGUGAGACCAAUUUAUCAGGGUCCAGAGGCUUAUGAUGGAUAUUAUGCUCCUCGAGCAAAUUUCAAUAAUGCCAAUGUGAGAGAUCCACAUUUCGUUGGAGGUCCUCAUCAACCAGGAAUAUUGAAUCAAUUCCCAAAUCAGAAUGACAGGUUCCACCCUGGACAUUCUCAGAGCAGACCAGCCAAACAUGAAACAGUUCCUAGGGAGCAGCUAGAAUCUGAUAAAGUACAUGUGUAUCGUCGAGGACAGCCUAGGAUUUUGCAUGAUAACCCUGAUCGCCUAGGAGGUACCCAUGAAGUUGAAAGGAAUGUGCAACCAACACCACCACUUCUUCCACAUCCUGAUGGAGACCGGACUGAUGUGAACAUGAGGACAGAUAUAAGGGAUACCUUUGAAAGAAACAGGGUACUUACAAAGUCGGUGCCUGACCAGAGAGGUCCAGACGGUGCAGACCAUUCAUCUGUUUUUGAAAAUGCACAUUCCCAGCCCAGGGAAACUGGUGAUGUCACUCUGUGCAAGAAAUUCAAGGAGGAUAACUCAGUUACACGUGAUCAGCAACCUGUCAUUAAGAAGAAUGCAGCUUUAAUAGAGAAAAUUGAGAGUUUGAACAAUAAGGCUAGAAAUGUUGAUGCACCUAAUGUCCCAGAACCAUCUUCAUCCAAGGAGUUCAAGAGGCAGCAAAAAAGCACUGAUUCAAAGGCAGAUCAAGUGAUUAAAGAUGUUUCGUCCACUGUCAUUGCUGGUAUUGUUUCUGCUUCUGAUCAGGUGGCUUCUGUUUCUCAUAUUUCUCCUGUGCUGCAGAGACUACCAAAUGUGCCUACUGAUGGUACAAUUGUUGGACCGUCACACUCACAGUUAGCUGAAUUCAGCAAAACUGGAAAGCUUGGCAAUUCAAUUAAUGAUCAUGCGCAUAGGAGAGACGAUUCGUCAAGAAACAAUCACCAUGGUCCUGCUAAAGACAGGUCACCUAAUAAGUUUGCUGGUCAUGGACGGGGUGAAAGUUCCACAACUGAUUCUUUACCGGUAGUUGAUUUGAGGAAUAAUAGUCAGCAUGGCCAACCACCUGACACUGCUUCACAGCUGCAACCUGUGACAGUAACUGAUGAUAUACCAGCUUCACUCGACUAUGAGUCUCAGCGUGCAAAAAUGAGAGAGUUGGCUGCACAACGUGCAAAAAAGUUGCAAGCCGAGGAGGAGGAGCGAAUAAAGAACCAAAAAGCAAAAGCUCUUGCGAAAUUGGAAGAACUGAACAGACGGUCAUCAGUACUUCAGAAGAAAUCAAAUGAUGCGAAAGUAGAAACUGAUGAUGCGCAUAUUAAGGAAAAGGCUGUACUUGAUGUGACUGCUAAACUUGCCACUUCAACUGCUGAACUACCUGAUAUUACUCCACCUGCUAGUCUUACUGCUCUUCAGCCUCCUACCGAUCCCAUGUAUAGUGUGGUUCUUGUACACUCUCCGUCUACUACACUAUCACAUUCUGCAGGUGAUGGCGAAGACCCUGUUGCUCAUGCCACUUCAUCCUCAGCUAGGAACACACAGAGCAACACGGAGCAUGUUGUGCAGAAAAAUAUCUCACAAUCACAUGACAUCAGUGUUACAAAGCCUAGGCAAGGCUACAGAAGAAGACAUGUUUCAGAGGAGGAAAUUCCUGGCAAGAAGCCAAGCGUUCCAGUAAGCACUGGAAAUGCUAAGAAAAAUAUUGAGGUUUCUUUUGACACAACAACGGCUGUUGUUACAUCACAUGAUCCCCCAGUCCAGAACAAGAAGGGUGCCCGACAUUUGAGAAGUAAGAAAAAGGUGGAUGAUGCUUCAGUUACUUCUAAACAUCCACCUGUGGUGUUUAAUGAGCAGAAUACAGUGAAAGUCUCUAGUGAGCCAAAGACACAUACUGGUGGUGUUAUCAUCAAUAGCUCUAUAGUUUCCACUGAAGGUACUAUUGUCACUGUGGGAAGUAUAACUGUGGGUGGAAUUUCGCUUGCAUCUUUGAAUCAAGAGCGUGUUAAAUCACCAGAUGGAGCACAGAAUACAGAAAACAGCCGAUCAAGAUCUGAGCAAGCAACAAGAUCAGGAAAACAUCAGCAUGCUGUUCGUCCUGUUGAGAAGCCACGUGGGAAUGAAGGUGUCUUGUGGGCACCAGUUAAGCCAUCAGGACAGAAUGAACAAUCUGACGGAGCCAUGCUGAACACAGCAGUAGCUGAUUCCACUCAACCAGCUGGGAAGCUCUCCAAUGAUGGGGAGAAUGUUACAAGAACAAAGAGGGCUGAAAUGGAAAGAUAUGUACCUAAGCUUCUGUCCAAAGAGCUGCAACAGCAGAAUCUGGGGCCAACUUUACAGUCAGAAAAAACAUGCGGGGACAACAAGAGUCAUGAUAAGGAAGCAAUUGAGAAGUCCAGUGCUGCUAAAUUCGAUGCCACAACCGAACCCAGGAAAUGGGAGGACAAGAAAACUAGUAAGGGACAUGGAAAAUCUCAUCCAUCUUGGCGCAGAAGGAAUACAGAUGAAUCAGCUUCGGUGGUACCGAAUCCUAUUGAGCAAGCAGACAACUCUCAUGAAUCAAAGGAAGUUCAGAAGUCUGCUGAUCAGAACCAGCCAAUUGAACCCAACAAGCAAGAAGAUAAGCAGUUAAAAUCCAAGGUUGAUACUUCUGCUGAGAACAGUUCAGCUUCAGCGCAAACAGUUUCAUUACCUGUUAGUGCUGCAAAAGAACAUAAUGCAGCUAACAGGCAAAGGCGACAGCAUGUUAAGGCAAGUAACUACUCAAAUGAGAGCAAAGAUAGAGAGGGCAGGAAUGACUUUGUCCAUCAAUCAGCAACAACGGCCAUGGAUUCAAACUCAUCCGAUCAUAGGAACAUUUCAAGAACUGAUGUGAAAAGCAGCGGGGUAGUUUCACAUUCUAGAGGGCACUGGAAACCUAAAUCCAACUCCCAUCCUCAGAACAGCUCAGAUGGCAAUAGUGGUGUUGAAGGGCAAGUGGAUUCCCAUGGAGGUAGGUUUGAGAUGAACAGCUCCAAAGGAUCUGAUAAUACUACCCGUCAAGACAGCAGUGGUAAACCAAUUAAAAGGAGUGAUGGCAUUGACGAAAAGGAUGCGCACAACGAACAGGAGAACUUGACACGGGAAGAUGGUAACCAUGCAGAACAGCAGCAGGUUAAUCCUCCACUACGUCGGCAGGGCCACCACAACGGGAGGUACAACAGAGGUGGUAUGCACAGGGGAAGGGGUUAUGAUGCUGGGAGGUCAGGCCAUGGCACAAAUGCAGAAAGGCAGAAGGGUGGCAGUCAUCUUGAGUACCAGCCAGUUGGAUCCUACAAACCCGCAGACUUCCAGCAGAAUCCAAGCGUUGAUGAACGGACCGAGGGGCCUCCCGCUUCAGGACCCGCGUUCAGGGAGCACGGCCACAACAGGGGGCCACGCCCAGCAGGUCACUUUGUCAGGCGAAACCCUGCCUCGGCGUCAACUACUAAUUCUUACCAAGACGAAUAAUUUUCCAUGGCCCCCACGACUGCUGAGCUACAAAAACUCGGCUUUUGUCCGAUAUUUCACAACAGGUAGGUGAAUGCGUCUUUCUGGCAUGUACAUGGAGCAUGCUCGAUCUCAGCCCCCUCAUGGCUGACAUGUUCUGGGGUUAGCACGUUGGACGCGCUCGGGCGGCGGGUACCCGUCGUCUAUGGUGGUGAGUAGUGGGAUGUAGCGAUAAUGAUCUUUGUUCCCCAGGGCCGUUGGGCCCUCACGUGUGUAUGUUAAUUGUUAUGAAGAACAUCCCUUGCUUCGGUGAGAUGCGAUGUUGGAAUGUGUGCUGACAGAGUUGUUUUUAAUAUCUAGGUUUCAAUGUUGUUAGUAUGUGCUAAUGGGAACGGGAAGUGUUCGUUUUUGCC
Messenger RNA from Phragmites australis (common reed), 5406 nucleotides. RefSeq names its product protein MODIFIER OF SNC1 1-like. The record is from RefSeq and is a predicted model, not a curated record. Bases 425 to 5014 code for a protein of 1529 amino acids. Gene Ontology annotation, biological process: epigenetic regulation of gene expression. NCBI's taxonomy places the organism in Eukaryota, Viridiplantae, Streptophyta, Magnoliopsida, Poales, Poaceae. The transcript has 8 exons.